AUGUGCGAGAAGGACGAGCAGUGGCUGCGGUCGUUGGCGUUGCUCAGCGAGAUGUGGGAGGCGAAGCUUGAGCUCGACGUCAUCUCUUCUCUACAAUGUUGGGAUCCGCGCGUGCCAAAAGGGCGAGCACUGGCAGCGGGCUCUGGUGCUGCGGAGCGAAGUGUAAGAGGCGAAGCUGGCUCCGAAUGCAGCCAGCUACGGCCGUGCGAUCGUCGCUCUGAUGCGAAGAGGCGAUACGACAAGCUAAAUAGCUUCAACGCUCGGGGCGCGCUCCGCUCGCUUGAGAAGGGAUGCUGGGACCACCAUGCAGUGCGUCACGGGUUAUCCGAGUGA
Messenger RNA from Prorocentrum cordatum, 333 nucleotides. The record is from the annotation of a GenBank genome assembly. NCBI's taxonomy places the organism in Eukaryota, Dinophyceae, Prorocentrales, Prorocentraceae.